CUGGUGCUUCACUUUUUAGCUUCCGCUUCAGUCUUCUGCUGCCAAAUCUAUCCAUUUAUUCCGGCAACUUCUUUUUAUUUUCCGGUGUAUCCAGCUUAAAGGUACCUCAAACCUUUCCACUCUAAACAUGAAUCUGAUCAAUCGUACUACGGCCACCGGUUUAUUCUGCCCCGGCAUUAAAAAUGGCGUGAAGCAGCACAGCUUGUUCCCCUUUGUAUCGGCGCCGCCCGUUACCCUGUCGAAAACGAAAAGCGAAGAGGAGCUGGACAGCCUGGAUGACGGCGACCUUUUGCGCGGACCGUCGAAGCCGGAGAGGCGUGAUUGCGAGCUCCGCUUACGGGCGUCGGGCAACGAAGACGGCUCUCUACCGCCCACGCCGGGAACGCCGCCGGACUACGGGAGAAUGCCGACGUUUCCCAACGAAGUGCUGAACCAUGAGACGCAGGAUCUUAUCGAGACCUUCUUACGGAUUUACAGCGGCCUCCCGGCCUCGUCCCGCCGACACAAAGCGUACCCUGUCCUCAAGCGGGUGGCGGAGAAAGUCAUAGAAAAGCACAUGAUCGCGUACAAUGGCAUGAUUAAAAAACUGCAGCUGGACAAGCGUGGGGACGACACAAGUUUCGUCACGACGGUGGCCAUGGAAAUCUUCAGCGACAACGUCACCAACUGGGGCCGCAUCGUCAGCCUGAUAGCGUUCGGUGGUGUCGUGUGCAAGUACCUGAAAGAUCACGGACAGGGCGACUGCGUGAAUAAUGUGGCAGACCAGAUCAGCUGCUACCUGCUGCAACACCAGAGGGACUGGCUAAACCGUAACAAUGGCUGGGAGGGAUUUAUAAACUUCUUCUACAUGGACGACCCAGAGUCCACUGUACGUAACGCACUUGUGGCGUUUGCAGGAGUCGCAAGCCUAGGGGCUGGACUUGCUCUGUUGAUGAGGUGAUUUCAAUGAUUUAUCAGUGGAGCAGUCAGAAAACAGUUGGCCUGAGCCCCAGAUCAUGCACAGUAAUAGUGUCCAAGGUAGGAUGCCAAGACUCAGCAGGUCGACUGUCAGCCGGGUGCAGAUGCAGGUGUGGAGUAGAGAUGGAGCAGCAAGGCAGUGUUGGGAGGGAAGAAAAACUCUCCAUUUGAUCUUCAUAUGCUUGUCAAGCAGGUGACGGAACUGAAUGAGUUUGCAGUGCUCUGAAUUUCAUGGGACUCCUGCAAACACAUUAACUGCAUAUGUCAUAAUCCACCUUUUUUCUGGAAGUGAGAGUUGGUCACAAUAAGGAACAUUGCGUGUGACAAUGGAUUAUUAAAUUUAUUUUUCUAUAAAUUUUAUUAAAGUAUUGAGUAUUUAAACCUGCUGUAUGUUUGUAUGUCUUUAAGCGAUUGAGGAAACGAUGCUGCUACAGCAAGUAUUGAAAGAUGUCAAAAUCCUCACCAGCAAGAACACAAUUUUCUUGAACCAACAAUGAACAUUUGUGUAUAUACUCGCACAAAAUUCUGUUUUUGGGGUCUUCCCUGUGGUGGCAUUUUUGCAGAAAUUUUCCUCUCUUGACCCCUCAAAAGCACCUUGUGUGAUCGUACAGCAGUCCUCCUCAUCCUACCCACUGAUCUGCAGCUCUCUCUUGUGCUUUGUUUUCUGUCACCGAGUCCUUUGCUAGCACAGGCUGUACCGUCACAUUCCUGAGCGCUGUGUAUGGAGGGGUUCACACCCUCUCUGGCUUGGCUUUACUGGAAAUCCUGCGGAAUGUCUGGUUUCUGCCAGCAUGCUCCUCUUAGGCCUCUGCAACUGUGCCUUGAGCAGAAUAACCCUUCCCCAAUUCUUUGAACACCCCCCCCUCCUCCAAAUGCCUUCCCUCCCAUGUAUUAAAGACGAAAAUUAUAAAGAAUCCUCUAUCAGUUUUAUCUUUUUCAUAUGGGGGGGGAUCUAAUUUGAGAGAGGUACCUGCUGGUACUGCAGUUUGCAUUGUUGCAGCUUUACCCGUCCACUCAAAAACCACUCAUGUGACAGGUAAACAUCCACAGGCUGGAUCUUCCUCAUUCCUUUAUGUUCUUGCCCACUGAUGCGGUGCUUGCAGUCAAGGCCCAUGACUUGUGUUUAUUUUGUGCUUCCUGGUGCUCAUGGCUGAGAACUCCAGAGCUUCCGGAUAAAGCAACUUGAUCCGGACCACAUGAUUGUUCAGCCUUAAAGAGGAAGUGUCACUCCUACCCGUCAUCUGUGGUGUUACUUGCCACGUUUUUUCCACCCGCAGGUAAUUUUGCGGAAGUUUAUAUUCACCUGACGCUUUACCCAGCAUGUUCGGAAGGUUGCCGCUCAUCAGUGCCCUCCUAGCUUUUCUGAAAGAGCUUCUGCUUAAUCUGCUCUCUGGGAUUUGGGCUUUUCCACUUGCCGUUUGCAUAAUCACUGUACUAGACUUUGACCUGCAUUUGACACCUGGUGAUGUUUUGCACUGGGGCCCCCCACUUGUUUCCAGUUGGUGAAAAUAAGAGGCUCCACCUUCAAGGACAAAAUAGUAAAACGUGACACCAGACUUUCCACUUUCACCACCCCUAGAAAAGCUACAGACAGUGAAGCUAAAUGCAGUUAUGAGUUGUUUUAUAUAUAUAUAUAUAGAGAGUUGUGUGAUUUUCUGUUUGUUACUGGAAUGAACGGCGUAAGUGAUUCCAGCGGAACAACACUAUCCCACUGGGUCUGUUUGGAAAAAGAAAGAAAGAUGGUUUUUCUAUGGUUGUUGGACAAGACAAAAACAUAAUAGAUGGUCUUUAGGAGAAGGGGUCCAGCGUCAGGCCUGAGCUCGGCACACCGGAGGGCGGAAACUCAGAGCCAUCAGCUUUGAGGCAAACAGAACCCGUUUAUAUAGAACUGGUAGAAGCAUCUGGUAGAAAAAGAACAGCCAAUAGAGUGUGUGAAUUGCUGAGUCUGUGUAUAUAUAUAUAUACGUGUAAAAAAAACUAUUUCAGAAUUGUAAUACAUUACAUUAUGCUCACCUUGUACAUGACCAAAAAAAUAUAGGUAUAUGUAAAUAACAAUGCAAAUACGGUAUGGACUUUUUUGACAUUUUAAUUAAAGAACAUGAUGUAAAAAAAAAAAUCCAGAGAAAUAAUAAAUAGUUGCUACACAUCCAA
Brienomyrus brachyistius is the source of this 3108-nucleotide messenger RNA. RefSeq names its product induced myeloid leukemia cell differentiation protein Mcl-1 homolog. The coding region runs from base 128 to 940 and encodes 270 amino acids. The record is from RefSeq and is a predicted model, not a curated record. Gene Ontology annotation, molecular function: protein heterodimerization activity; protein homodimerization activity; channel activity. Gene Ontology annotation, cellular component: mitochondrial outer membrane. The transcript is spliced from 3 exons. Lineage: Eukaryota; Metazoa; Chordata; Actinopteri; Osteoglossiformes; Mormyridae. Gene Ontology annotation, biological process: mitochondrial fusion; release of cytochrome c from mitochondria; intrinsic apoptotic signaling pathway in response to DNA damage.